This is a messenger RNA of Spodoptera exigua (beet armyworm), 789 nucleotides long. Lineage: Eukaryota; Metazoa; Arthropoda; Insecta; Lepidoptera; Noctuidae. The record is from the annotation of a GenBank genome assembly.
AUGGCUAUGGAAAUUGUGUGCAACUUUCGUAAAUGCAGAAAGUCUUUAUCAAAUCAAGCGUGGGUAACUACAUGUUCGCACGCGUUUUGUGUUGAACACGGAAAACGUGAAUUUAAAAGAACUGCUGAAAACUCAUUGACCUGUCCAGCAUGUGGGACUGAGUUACGUGAUAAGUUUGAUGUUAUACAAGCAGAUUUGAGGCCCAAUGAAACUUUCAAGUCAAUCGUUUUGGCGGGCAUGAGACCAGACACAAUUAUGGAUAUUGCUAUGCGGGCGAUGUCAUUUUGGGCGUACCAGGUUGAACAGGAGACAUUGUACCAAGAGAGCGUGGCGAAACACGCGAGGGAAAAGCUACAAUGUAUGGAAGAAAUAAAUACAUUGAACAUUCAGAAACUAAAAGCUGAAUUAGAGACUUGUAAAAGGAAGAUUGCUAAUUUGCAAACAGAAUGUAACAAGAAGACGAAGCAGGCUGAGGACUAUAAGGCUCGUUUAGAGGAUAAAACAAGAAAAAUACAGAAGUUAACAUUUCAGCUGGAUGCCCAGAAGAGGAAAGAUAUACGUAACUUCGACGGCAUGGACAGUAAAGAGAAAUGUAUGGAUAUUUCGGACUUAGUCGUUAAUAGAGCGGUUUCCGAUUUGGUAGAACAUCGGUCCUCUGAUUUUGUAUUUCGACCAGCUAAAGACCCUGACGAAUCGCAUCGAGUGUGUUCACCAAGAACACCUAUGUUUGACUUUCGGAAUAAAAAUAAACAGGCAUCUCAUUUCCAGUUUAGACCCGUAAAAUCUUAA